This is a messenger RNA of Fusarium falciforme, 474 nucleotides long. RefSeq lists its product as hypothetical. The transcript is spliced from 2 exons. The coding region runs from base 1 to 474 and encodes 157 amino acids. Lineage: Eukaryota; Fungi; Ascomycota; Sordariomycetes; Hypocreales; Nectriaceae. The record is from RefSeq and is a predicted model, not a curated record.
AUGCUCGUUCCCUUCUCGGGCCUGUCUAUCUGUCUCAUCCAUCCUUCUGAGAGCGUCAUCAUUCCUCAUCACUCAAUCACCCUUUCCUUUGUCACCCCCUCUCCACUCUCCCAUCAGCACUUCUCUGUCCAACCCUACCAAGACGACUGGGCUGUCUGUGACGUUGGCCUCGACGUGCCUGGACGGGACAACCUCGGGUGCGCUAAGCAGUACUGUACAGCAGAUCGUGAGCCCGCUUCAGCCGGCCCUUGUCCUGGUCAAUUCUGUGAGGGCUUCCAUCUGAAUGGCAGAAGACAGAGAAAGGAGCGGAGCAUUGAGCGCAAUGAGGGUCGUUGGUCGAGAAAGUAUGCUCUCCACCAUCAUGGUGAGGCUAUCUCCAACCGCGACAUCGGCCAUGACAUAACAGCGCUCUUUUCUUUUGGCGGUAUCUCUCAUCCCUGCGUGUGCCAUGCCUGCAGUCUGCACGCAACUUGA